AUGAAAGAUGCAGGUGAUUUACGAGAGCAGUUUGAUUUGUUACGGGCUGAACUAGAAGAAUAUCAAAGUGGACUUUCCGAUCGGCCUACUGCUAUUGUUUUCAACAAAAUUGAUCUCGAUCCGACACAAAACAACGACUCCACUCGAAGUCUGUUUCCGGAGUAUCCGUCAUUUUUCGUCUCCGCCAAGAAAGGAACUGGUCUAGAAGAUUUACUAAUAUAUUUAAGAGAAGAACAUGAUAAACCAAGUCAAUGA
This is a messenger RNA of Cooperia oncophora, 255 nucleotides long. NCBI's taxonomy places the organism in Eukaryota, Metazoa, Nematoda, Chromadorea, Rhabditida, Trichostrongylidae. The record is from the annotation of a GenBank genome assembly.